Aureobasidium namibiae CBS 147.97 is the source of this 777-nucleotide messenger RNA. RefSeq lists its product as uncharacterized. The transcript is spliced from 2 exons. The coding region runs from base 1 to 777 and encodes 258 amino acids. The record is from RefSeq and is a predicted model, not a curated record. NCBI's taxonomy places the organism in Eukaryota, Fungi, Ascomycota, Dothideomycetes, Dothideales, Saccotheciaceae.
AUGGAUCUCCAACAGCCCACACCUCACGACUCACCCUCACUAUCCGACAGCGAAUCCUCCUUUGGCAUCCCAGCAGAACAAGUCGACAUAAUCAGAAGCAUAGUCGACAAAUGGCACAAGAAGCCCUUACAGAUCGCCAGCGAUAUUGUCUCCGCCUUGGAAGGUGGCGACCACACCCACAUCCCUCUGAUCGUCCGUGACGGAGAAGCCCAAGAAGUAGUCGUCUGGGCCAAAUGCGACACAGGCGCCUGCGCAAACUUCAUCACCAUGGCUCUAGUCCGCAAACUCAAACUCGAAUACAGUCUCCAGAAAAUCGAUGACUACGAAGCUGCAAAGAACCUUGAAUCCACUCCUCGCGAUCAUCUCGGUGUUGGCCUGAUCAAGAAAGUGUGUGGGUUUGAGGGCACAGAGGUCGGUGUGAGAUACAUUCUGAACUUGACCUUCCAGACGGGCAAGUACAGGAAAGAGCACCAAGACGUAGAGUUUGAGGUUUUGGAGAUUGGGGAUGGACUGGUGAGCCCUUCCGCUAAUGAAAGGACGGAUCUCUUCCUGGGGGCCAGCUGGUUGUUCAAAAACGAGGUUUUCAUGUUGAGAAAGAGCUAUUAUGUGGAUCCACCGAAGGACUUGCCUGUGGUGGAGACAGUGCCUUCGCAGGACAGCGAGUUGACGCCGAUUGGAAGGCCUCCGAGUGGUAUCUACAUCCCGAGAGGCACUCCUUCGAUCAGACUAAGCGCCAGUCCAGCACCUCCAAGGUUACCGAGGGGACGCAUGGCAUGA